Messenger RNA from Dendronephthya gigantea, 462 nucleotides. RefSeq lists its product as uncharacterized. NCBI's taxonomy places the organism in Eukaryota, Metazoa, Cnidaria, Anthozoa, Malacalcyonacea, Nephtheidae. The record is from RefSeq and is a predicted model, not a curated record. The coding region runs from base 19 to 462 and encodes 147 amino acids. The transcript is spliced from 2 exons.
UCCGAGACCACACAAAGAAUGUUGCAUCAUUUUAAGAUAAUCUCCACGGAACGAGAGCAACUUAGUAACAGCAGCCAUUCGGACAGUUAUAAUAACGAAUCAUCUGUUAACGAUAUCGAGGCCGAAGACCGUGAAAGUCAUCAUAACAUUGAAGAUAUUCCAAGGAUUCAAAAUAUCGAGCCACAACCCGUUAACACUUUAAACGAAAUGCAAAGUGAUUGGGACGAUAUUGAGGGCGAAAGCUCAAUGACUUAUUAUAGUUUUAGUGAAAUCAGAGAUAACAAUUCCAACAACAAUGUCAACGAAACUUCGCUCAAUGAUCCACAGCAGACAAUGAGUACGAAAAACAGCACAAAAGAUGGAUAUUCAGACUUGGGCAUACACAGAAUCGAGAAACUUAAAUGCACUCGAGACAUAUUAAGUGAGAUGAAGAAACACUCUAAACCACAUAUCUUUCAAUAA